Triplophysa rosa is the source of this 2796-nucleotide messenger RNA. RefSeq names its product cytoplasmic polyadenylation element binding protein 1a (gene cpeb1a). Gene Ontology annotation, cellular component: cytoplasm; synapse; neuron projection. The coding region runs from base 208 to 1731 and encodes 507 amino acids. Gene Ontology annotation, biological process: negative regulation of cytoplasmic translation. NCBI's taxonomy places the organism in Eukaryota, Metazoa, Chordata, Actinopteri, Cypriniformes, Nemacheilidae. Gene Ontology annotation, molecular function: mRNA 3'-UTR binding; translation factor activity, RNA binding; ribosome binding. The record is from RefSeq and is a predicted model, not a curated record. The transcript has 11 exons.
CACAGAGAGCGAGAGACAGACAGACUGGGAGAGAAACUACUCAUUGAUAGGAAGUAGUGGGUCUGUGUUCUGGCCGGUGGAGUGUGUGUGUGUGUGUGUGUGUGUGUGUAUGAUGUAGUGACAGCCUUUAGCAUUAGCAGUCUUGUGUGAGGUCUGAACGAAGCGGUCACAUGUUAAACGGGGCAGUAAUGAACACACAUAGGUACAAUGACCUCAUCUGGACCCGCUGCAGGGGGUUUGUGCCUCUCUCUCUCUCUCAUAGAUGUGUCAGACACAAGCCGCUCUCCGCUGGUUGACAGAAUGCUGUUCGCUCCAGAGCAGCAGGACUCUACGGCUGCUGUGCCCGGCGUUGAUGAGCUCAGUCUGGGCCUGCUGUUUCUCAGCCUCCCGUGCUGGAACCGCCCGGAACCCCAGCGUCUGACCCGGCCCUACCCCGAGACACCCAUGCUGAAUCUCUUAGGCGCUACACAAGGCGCAGAUUCCGGUCGGCAGCAGGACUUCCAAACUCAUGAGUCGGCAGGUGUGAGCGACCCGCUGGAGAGGUUCUGCGCUCUGAGUCACAUGACCAACAUGUUGGAACCUCGCUCUCUGUUGCGUUCUGGAUCCAGCAGCCCCGUCAACUCUGAGACCAGCGGAAUCUCAUCGGGAUCCGAUCACCUGGUUUCCCUUAGAGUUUCUUCUCCACAGACCUCACGACUGCCCAGACUGCAGGGUGAGGGUCUGAAAUUGGGCGUAGAUGCCCGUCUGGAGCAGAACUCGCUGCCCACCCCCACCACUCGGGCUGAAGGGUCAGUGACUGGAUGCUGGUCUACAGGUUCUGUCUGGCCCGGCUGGGACACUUUGAGUUUGAACAAACCUGCGUUCUGCAUCGAGAGAGAAGCUAAACUACACAAACAAGCUGCAGCGCUGAAUGAAGCCACAUACAUCUGGGAAGGUCAUCUUCCGCUUCAACACUACAAAAAUCCCGUUUACUCCUGUAAGGUGUUUUUGGGAGGUGUACCGUGGGACAUCACAGAGGCGAGUCUGUUGAGCACAUUUAGCGUGUUUGGUCCAUUGAAAGUGGAGUGGCCCGGUAAAGAGAGCAAACAUCCACGCUGCCCUCCACAAGGUUACGUGUAUCUGGUGUUUGAAUGGGAGAAGUCCGUGAAGGCACUUCUGCAGGCCUGUACUCCUCACCGUCUGCACUCGGACGAUUAUCUCGAGUUUUACUACAAACUGUCCAGCAGGAGAAUCCAAAGCAAAGACGUGCAGGUCAUCCCGUGGGUGAUCUCAGACAGCAAUUUCGUCUGCUGUCCCUCCCAACGCCUCUGCCGCAAUAAGACCGUGUUCGUGGGCGCUCUGCACGGCAUGUUGAACGCUGAAGCUUUAGCUCACAUCAUGGAAGAGCUCUUCGGAGGGGUCAUGUACGCAGGCAUCGACACAGACAAGCACAAAUAUCCCAUAGGUUCUGGAAGAGUGACCUUCAGGAGCCAAAAGAGCUACUUGAAAGCUGUGACCGCUGCGUUUGUGCAGAUAAAAACCUGCAAGUUUACAAAGAAGGUCCAGAUCGACCCGUAUCUGGAUGACUCUGUGUGCCAAAUAUGCAACAGUCAGCCUGGACCGUUCUUCUGUAGAGCUCAGGCCUGUUUUAAAUACUACUGUCGCUCGUGCUGGCAUUGGAGACACUCUCUGGACGUGCUGAGGAACCAUCAGCCUCUUAUGCGAAACCAGAAGGCUCUGAAUCCUAACUAAACCCACAGAACAUCCAUAAAAUACUGUUUCAUUAGGAAGCGAAAGCAAAGAGCCCACAGCACAGAAAGCCUGGAAUUAGUUCACCGCUUUGAGAAGAGAUUGUAGUGGCUGAGAAAACAAGGACGUGGUUCCCUAGAGGAAGUUCUUGCGUUGUUGCACUUGCAUGAGUUCUUGUUCAUUAUGGCUCUAUGCAUCGACGGGGUUCAUGGAUGGCGACUCAUUUUGCACAGUUAACCAGACAGCCAUCGCCAUGGAGAUGACCCCGGGGUUGUGAAGGUGGCCGGAGAGUUUGCCACCUUAUUUUAAGAGUUGCGUUUUAGAUUUCGCAUGCAUAGAAUAUUAGUUUAAAAUCGUGCAGGUCUGACCCUUUGAUGCAGGCAAAUGCCAGUUUGUGCCUUUGGCUUUUCAUUUGUUAUUAGUUUUCCAUCAUUUAAUUACAUUUAUUUAUAUUUGUUUGUAUUUUUUACAUUUUUUAAGUAGUUUUACUCGCUUUCUACUUGCAUGUUUGGUUCACACCAUGGAAAUAUGAACCAAUUGAUUUAUUUAAAUUUUUGCUGCUCCAAGUGUCUCUCCAAGUGCCAUUUUUAACAGUACUAUAUGGUUGAUGAGCAUCUUGACAAGAUCACGUCACAGCUGGCCGAUGCUGUUGCUUAGCAACCACCCAUCAUCUUUCAGCCAUUAGAUCAGAUACGAGUAGAAUUUACUUUGGCCGCUGAGAUUGUGCUGUACAUAGUUUUAAUCAAAUUGUUGUACUUUAAAAACGUAGCGCUGGGGAAAUGUUUGCCGGUGGUUUUAACAUUUAUUUUGAGAGGAAUGAGGAUAAAUCCUCACAGUUACAUUGACUUGUGUGUUUCUGUUAAACAAAAAAACUAGAGUCUCUUAAUCUCGGUUGAGUAAAUCUGUUCUGCUGCUCUAGUUCUUCGCUGUGCCAAAGAGCCUCGUCAUUUUCUUGUUGCCUUUUGCAGCUGCUUUUUAGAAUUUAAAAGUCUCUACCUCAUUCCUCUGCAAGUGUUGCCAUGGUUAUUUACAAACGUAGAUGUUCCGAUUGGACAAAAUAAAGUUGCU